GGAGGAUACAGUGUAAGUGAGGAUCAGCGGCGGAGUUACGUGAGUUUUCCCAGCAGUUGAGUCGGCAAAGGGCGCAUGAAAUGAUACAUAAGAAGAGGAAAAUGUGUUCGGCUACAGCGUACUCUGAAGGGAAGCAGAAAACGACCUGAACUGCUACACGUUAGUAAGAUGGAAAAAUGUAUCGCUGUUUAGUGCAGUCAACAGCCUUGGGCAACAAAUAUGGCUUCUUGUGCCUUUUUCAAUAUGCUAUAAAAAUUGAUCUCCCGUGCAACCUAAUGCCGCGGUGGCUCCGGCGAACUUCUGCAAGCCGCGAUAAGUUGAGUUCAAUAAUCGCUCGGUACUUUUGAUCGGGGAAGGAUAUUACAUCCACUUGGCCGUCUGGGGGGGGUGGGGGGGGGAGGUUAGCUGGGAAGCUACGGAACUACAGCGGAUAGCAAUGGAGCCAAAGCACAAAGAGUUGCUAGACCAGUGCCACCAGAACUUAUUGGAGUCCAUAACAGAUGCGGACCGAGUGAUCGAGCUGCUGAUCGUCUCUGGUGCCUUGAGUCAACUCGAUAGGUUCGAACUGGACCAGAACUGCUCGUCCAGCGCCGAGAAAGUCGACCACCUUUUGAAGAUGCUGAUGAACAAGGAGAGCGACCAUUUCCUCGACCUGUGUGUGGCCCUGGAGAAGGCAUACCCUGACCUGUACGCUGCCCUGUUCGGCAACAACGGCGGAGGACCUGUGGACCACUCCACCGGUUCCACGUACAGCGUCCUCUCCACGAUGCCCUCUGACUCGGAAAGCAGCAGUUCCCUCAGCAGCGUCGGAUCGCCUGUUAACGGCGAAGCGUCCUCCCCACCCCCGGCCAUCAACGACAACCGGCACACCGGCGACAACCUGGACACCAUCUUGUUGCAGCUCCGCCAGGUGACCAGGGAACGGGAUGAGCUUCGCAAGCGUCUGGCGUUGGCAUCGCCUGGGACCACCUUCGACGACUGCAGGCCAAAUUCCAAAGCCAGUCAUGACUAUGAGCGUCUGAAAAGUCAGUGCAUGAGGGCAAUGGCAGAUUUGCAGUCUCUCCAGAACCAGCAUACCAAAACACUGAAGAGGUGCGAGGAGGCUGUAAAGGAGGCUGACUUCUACCACAUGCUGCACAGCCGCGUCUUGGGCGACCAGUCGCAGCUGAAGGAGGAGAUGGAAACACUCAGGAGGGACAACACCCAACUUGUUCGAGAGCACAACCACCUGAAACAGAACUGCGAGGAGCUCAAACGACUGCACAGCCAAGACCAGAAAGAGUUGGCAGACCUUCGGCUGCAGCAACAGCAGGUAAUGAGAGAGAAGGGUUCAUCAGAGGUGUUAAAUAAACUGUAUGACACAGCGAUGGACAAGCUGGAGGGCACAAAGAAGGAGUAUGACGCCCUGAGCAAGCGCUACAGCGAGAAGGUGGCUAACCACAACACAGACCUGAGCCGCCUGGAGCAGGCCGAAGAAGAGAACCGGAGGCUGCAGAAGCAGAUGGAUGCUUUGCUCAAACAGCGAGACUCGGCCAUGCACUACCAGCAGCAGUACUCUACCUCAAUGAGGAGGUUUGAUUCAGUGCAGCAGGAGCUGAACAAGUCCUCAGCUCAGAACAAGGAGCUGCAGAGGGAGAUGGAGCGACUGCAGUCGGAGGUGACGCGCUACAAGAACUUGCAGCUGAAGUCGGCCAAGGACUGCGAGAAAUUCAAGGAGGAGAGGGAUUCCGUGUUCAACGAGUAUCGUCUCAUCAUGAGCGAGAGGGACCAGGUGAUCAAGGAGGUGGACAAGCUGCAGACCGAACUGGAGGCUGCAGAGGCCCGGCUGAAAAACACUUCAUCGGAGAGGGUGGUGGCCAGUGAAGAGCUGGAGGCACUCAGACAGGAGUUGAACUCGUCGCUGGUGGACCGUGACAGGGCCAUCUGUGAGAGGAAUGAACUGCUAGAGAAGUACUGCCACGAGGUGAAGGACAAAGCCGAGGCCCAGAAGGAGCUGAGCCAGGCCUGCAAGGACAUCGAGACGGUCCGAGAGGAGAGGGACGUGGCCCGCAAGGAGAGGACAGAGGCCAUCAUUCAAAGGGAUCAGCUGCUCCGAGAGUACUAUCAAGCCAGACAAAAACAAGACUCCGCCACCCUGGACAUGGAACGAGCCAACAAGGAGAUUGAGAUGCUGAGGAAGCAGUACGAGGCCAUGUCCCAGGAACUGAAGGAGGCCACGCAGGAGGCUGAGGUGGCCAAAUGUCGAAGGGACUGGGCCUUCCAAGAGAGGGACAAAAUAGUGGCGGAGAGGGAGAGCAUAAGGACUCUGUGUGAUAACCUGCGGCGAGAAAGGGACCGGGCGGUCAGCGAUCUGGCCGAUGCCCUGCGUAAUUUAGACGAUAUGAGGAAACAGAAGAACGAUACAUUGCGAGAGCUCAAAGAACUGAAGGAGAAAAUGGAGAGCCAGCUGGAGAAGGAGGCCCGGUUCUGUCAGCUAAUGGCCCAUAGCUCUCACGAUUCCGCCAUCGACACGGACUCCCUGGAGUGGGAGACAGAGGUGGUGGAGUUUGAGAAAGACAGGGACGACAUGGAUUUGAAGGCACUUGGGUUUGAUAUUGCUGAAGGGGUAAAUGAUCCAUAUUUACCAGGGGAUUGUGGAAUAUUUGUUACAAGGGUGGACAAAGGAAGUAUCGCAGAUGGAAGGUUAAGAGUGAAUGAUUGGUUGUUGAAGAUCAAUGACAUUGACUUGACCAAUAAGGACAGGAAGCAGGUGGUGAAGGCUGUCCUUAACGGCGGAGGGUUGAUCAACAUGGUGGUACGAAGAAGGAAGUCUCUGGGCGGAAGGCUGGUCACUCCUGUUCACAUCAACCUCGUGGGACACAAAGACAGCGGCAUAGGUCUGGAAAGCGGAGUGUUUGUCACUGCCAUUGUCCAGGGCAGUCCGGCAGCCAGGGAGGGCUCUCUCACAGUUGGAGACAGACUGAUCGCUAUAAAUGGAAUUGCUCUGGAUAACAAGUCUGUGACAGAGUGUGAGGCUCUGUUGAGGAGCUGCAGGGACUCUCUCAGCCUCUCUCUCAUGAAGUUUUUCCCUCACAGCACGUCGGGCCAGAACAUCUUUGAGAGUCUACGCGAGUCAUCGGAGAAAUCCAAUGGACGCAUCCACCUGUCAGAGAUUCACUCCCGGAACAGUCGCAACCUCAAACACAACAGCUCAACACAGACUGACAUCUUCUGUCCUGAUGUGGGAAGCGCUAGCACAAGUAGUAUCUCUGGGGAGAGGAGGAAGGUCAGAGGUGAAUCUGAUGAGGUGUAUGGCGACAUCAGCAAGCCGUUCUCCACAGGUUCCCUCCACGCCACUAGCCUCCGGCCGGCGUCAGACUUGGGAACGGGCCGCUAUGGGCCCAGUGCUUUCCAAGAGUGUUGUCCGUACACAAAGGCGCCUUCCUCUUUGCCCUUUGAACCUGUUUCUCCCUCAGACUGCAUCACAAUGGAAACAACCCUGGAGAAGAAGCACAGUGGGGGCACGUGGCCCAAGAUGAUGGUAGGAGGCAUGUCAGUCGCAUCAGACAACACCAGUCCAGUCACAGCAGCCACCCAACUCUCCAUCUAUAAAUCACCCAAGCAAAGGAAGUCCAUCUUUGACCCAGACACUUUCAAGCGCCCUGAAACACCUUCCUCAAAGAUGGAGUAUAUGGCAGCCAAUCAGAUUGCAGCAGUAGCUGCCGCUGCAGCUUCUCAUUCCCCGCAGCCUUCAAAGACUGAGUCCCUUUCCUCCUCAUCCACCCCUACUCCAACCCCUCCAACCCCACCCACUCGCAGUGACUCCUUUAAAUUCAAACACAAACAUCAAAGCAGCUCUGCCUCUGACUGCACCAUCACCUCAGAUGGCAAGGGAGAGGCUGCCAUCUCCAUGGCAGCAGGAGAGAGCAGGGAGAGGAGCGAGCGAGAAAGAGACCGCAAUGGAAACCACUAUUUCCUGGACGGCAAGGUUCUUACCUCAAGGAAGUCAUGUGACGAGGACAUUGGCCGUACCAGAGGAGAGGAGCCGGAGGUGAAGAGGCCACGCCCAAAAUCUGCCCCCGCCCUUCGACGUAGGAUGACCCCUCAGACCAUCACUCUUCCCACUUUCCAAAGCUACUCUAAUGAUGAGCAUUCACCAGAGCCCAGGGACAUGCUGCGUUCCUCCCCCAGCCGCUCUCAUAGACACAGUGUCGGCUUUGUCCCCACAGUCUACAAUGGCACCCUACCUCCCAAUUCCGCCCACCGGGGACUGUCUCCUUGUCCCGCUGUGACGGCCGUGAUGAGGAAUCCAGUGUACACCGUGCGCAGCCACCGCGUUCAUACCAGCAACUGUCCAUCUGUCGCUUCCCAGAUAUGUCACCAGCACACCCACACCAGCCCACAACACCAGGGUCGAUUGAGCCUGGACCUGAGCCAGCAGAAGCGCACUAGCGACUACUCUGAAUCCUCAUCGUCACGCAGCAGCAGAGCUUCACACGGUACAAACUCACUGCCCUCCAGUGCCCGGCUCGGUUCUUCCAAUAAUGUUCAGUACCGCACAGAGAGGAUCAAAAUCCCUUCCACUCCCCGCUACCCCCGCUCCAUGCUGGGAUCAGACAGAGGCUCCCUCUCACACUCCGAGUGUAGCAGUCCCAGUCUCAUCACACCUCCACAAUCGCCACUCAAUCUGGAGACUUCCUCGUUUGCCAGCAGCCAGUCACAAGGCUCCAUUUCCACUUUACCUCGAAUCUCAGUCAGCCCUGUGCCAAUAGGGGAGCGCAGGAAAGACAGACCGUACUUGGAGGAACCCCGCAAUGUCAUUGUGCACAAAGGUGCAGAGCCUCUGGGCAUCUCCAUUGUCAGCGGGGAGAACGGAGGGAUCUUUGUCUCUAAAGUCACUGGAGGUAGCAUCGCCCACCAGGCAGGAUUGGAGUACGGAGACCAAUUACUGGAGUAUAAUGGUAUCAACUUGCGGAACGCCACGGAGCAGCAAGCUCGUCUCAUCAUCGGCCAGCAGUGUGACACCAUCACCAUCAUGGCCCAGUACAACCCACACAUGUACCAGCUGGGCAACCACUCGCGCUCCAGCUCCCGUCUCGAGCCGGUCAGCGCUCAGUCCACUCCCCAGGGCAGCGGAGCCGCGACUCCCGACAAUCACUCCGCCAUCGACACGCUCAGCGAGCAGGACGAGGGCACGCUCACUCCAUCCUCCAAGCAGACCACGCCCACUACCAGCCCUCACAACUUCAGCAGAAUGCCGUCUGAAGGCAGCAGGAAGGUUGCUGAGCCACGGCUGGUGAUGGUGCGCAGACCUGGCGUGGAAGUGGGGGUCACACUCUGCGGAGGAAACCUGCGGGGGGUCUACAUAGAGAGUCUGGAUGAGGACAGUCCUGCCAGAGGCCCUGAUGGACUUCUUGCUGGGGAUCUUAUCUUAGAGUACAACUCGGUGAAUAUGAAGAAUAAGACGGCAGAAGAGGUGUAUGUUGAGAUGCUGAAGCCUGCGGAGACGGUCACGUUAAAGGUGCAGCAUCGACCGGAUGACUUCAGCAUGGUGAAAGAUGUUCCAGGAGAUGGCUUUUAUAUUCGAGCACUUUACGACCGGGUGGGGGAGGCCGAGGGGGACCUCAGUUUUAAGAAGGAUGACAUCCUGUACGUGGAUGAGUCUUUACCAAAGGGCAGCUUUGGGACCUGGAUGGCCUGGCAGCUAGAUGAGAACGCACAGCAGAUCCAGAGGGGGCAGAUCCCCAGCAAGUACAUGAUGGACCAAGAGUUCUACCGCAGACACAGUGUGACAGAAAUGAAGGAAGACUCAAGUAAGACUCUCUCUGCAGCAGCACGCAGAUCCUUUUUCAGAAGGAAACAGAAACACAAACGCAGCAGCUCCAAAGACAGCAAAGAGAUGGUGGCUCUGGACACCAUCAGCACAGACUCCAUCCCCUUCUUUGACGACUGUGUGAGCCUGGCGUACCAGCGGGUCCAGAAGGUGGAGUGCACCUCUCCCCGACCGGUACUCAUCCUUGGGCCGCUCACUGACCCCGUCAAGGAGAUGCUGGUGAAAGAGUCUCCUGGGAAGUUCUGCAGAUGUGUACUGGAGGUGAUGAAGGCAUCCCAGCAAGCCAUCGAGCGGGGCGUUAAAGACUGCCUCUUCAUCGACUACAAGCGCAGGAGUGGACAUUUUGACGUGACCACUGUUGCUUCCAUAAAGGAAAUAACAGAUAAGGGCUGUCACUGUUUGCUCGACAUCGCCCCGCACGCCAUCGAAAGGCUCCACAGCGUUCACAUUUAUCCAAUUGUCGUCUUCAUCCGCUACAAAAACGCCAAGCAGAUCAAGGAGCAGAAAGAUCCGGUUUAUCUGCGGGACAAAGUAUCUCAAAAACAUUCCAAGGAGCAAUUUGAAAGUGCACAGAAGAUAGAGCAAGAGUACAGCAAAUUCUUCACAGGUAUUGUCCAAGGCGGCACCCUCCCGUACAUUUGCACUCAGAUCAUAACUAUAGUUGAUCAAGAACAAAGUAAAGUCCUGUGGACUCCACUCGGCUGCCCCUAGAGGAGACUGGCUGCCACUACAGCAAGCUGCGGCUCUCAUCUCCAUUCCCCAAAACACUAAUUAACCCUUUCACACUAUACCAAUAGGUACACUACAGUGAGCUAGUUGUGUAAAUUAUUGAUAUUUUUUAUUUUGUCUUUGUUAUGAUUUAUAAUCAGAGCCUCCUUUUAUUUCUGAUGUACUCCGGAGCAGGUUAGUAGCACUGGAUAUUGACGUUAAAGUUCAUUGAGUCUUCCCUAAGGGUUUCUGGUGGUGUGUUUGUAAUGCUGCAUUGUAAGCGUCCGUUUACAGUCAAAAGACAAGUCUGACUAUCGGUGUUCAAUAUUUGCUUGAAUGCGUGUCCCUCCUCCCAUGUACACAAACCUCAACACUAAUGAAGUUCAGCCACCCCCGACCCGGCCGUGUACCAAAUGACAUUUGUGGUUUCCCCUACAAUUAUGCACCCAUUUGAUGAUGACUGACAACUAAUUGUAUUUUUUUUCGUGUGUGCGUGUGUGUGAGCGAGAGUGAGAAAACAACACUGAGACUGUUGUUCACAAUUGUAAUGACAAUUUCAACUGAGCUGAAUCACAGUUGUUUAGCGUGGAUCGGGAUGCUAUAGAAAUGGAAUGCCGGGAUCAGACAUCACAUUCCUCGUGGUGUUUCAUCGCAGAAGCGCGAAAAACAGCAUCAAAACCUCUUGAAGUAUGUAGCUGUGGUUUCAACUGAACCCGACUGCCAGCAGUGACGGCCAUGAAAACUCAAAACACAUCGAUGUUUGCUCUAUGCAUUAUGUUUCUGUAGUAGCCGGACUUGUUGGACAGUUCAAUGGGCCUUUCGGAAGUGCCUUCGGAGAAGAAGCCUGAUCUGAAACCAGCCCUUGAUCACUUAGCCAGGAGGAUUUUCGAAGGUUUUUUUUUUCUUUUCUUCCGGAUCCGACGUAUAUCAUUUCACCCGUCGUGGACUAGAUGAUUUAGGGGCCGAUUUGAGACCAGCACAGAGCAAGAGCGCAUGACAAUGGUGAGGUUCGGAUGGGCGGGCCGAAGUGGCGGCCAACGGGUUAACUCCUCAGAAUGCACUCCAGGGCUAGACAGACCACUGUGUAACUAUCAUUCUAUCUCUUUAACAUAUAUUUAACAACAAUAUAGAGUAUACCAUAUACAGUAUGCAGAUACAUCAGAAAAAAAAACAAAUAUAUAUAUAUAAAUAUAUAUUACAUGUAUUUUCACUAGGUCAUAUACCUAGGAACGUCUGACGGUCAAGUCAUGUCUUAGCAGGUAUUAGCAUGUUUUUUAAAAAGAAUUUAUUUUUGUUUUGUUCUUUUCCGUGGUUGGUUGUCAGUCACUUAUCGAUGUACUCGUUAAAAGAGACACUAUGAAGCAAAGUUCGCAGGGUAAUAUCUUUAAAAGGAUUUUCCUCUGAUCCAUUUAAAUGUUAGUGACUUUUCAUUGUUAUUUAAGUGUAUUUUUUAUUCAGGAGGCAAAAAAUAUUGACAAAAAUAUUCUGCCCUUCCUCGAAAAAAAAAAAAAAAAAAACCAUAUCCUGUAUCUAAUUGUGCCAAAAUCCACUAAGGCAACUUUAUCCUUUUUAUUUCUGUUUUGCACUUGUUUAUCUGUGAACCUUAAAACACGUAACUGUUCCUAGGUUUCCAGCAGACUCUGAAUAGGUACUAUAUAGUUUCUACUGUAACUAAUUCACAUUUUUUUAUGCAUCACAUCAGUUCCUUACAUUUCAUUGAUGGCCUUUUAUUCUUAAUUAGAAAAAAAGGAUCACUUCUUAUUUGAAUUAUUAAAAGAAAAAAGAAGAAAAAAAGGGAUCUAUUCUUGCACAGUUUUUCAAAUGAAAAUUGGUCCACAAGUUUGACUAUUGGGCUAAAAGAAUAAACAGAAGCAAAGUGUAAUGUUACUAUUUUUCUGCGUAGAUAGAUUAUGUUAGAGAGCGGGAUGCAACGAGACAUGGUUGCAUCUGUAGAGAAAGUCUUUAAAGAGUCUAGAUGCCAGGUACUGAUUGAACUUUUCUUUUAUUAAAAAGAAUGUGAUUUGUAUGUUGAGACAUUAACAUGAGAAUAAAAGUCAUUUUCUGUAUCACGACAUG
Messenger RNA from Stegastes partitus (bicolor damselfish), 8596 nucleotides. RefSeq names its product discs, large homolog 5a (Drosophila) (gene dlg5a). Bases 437 to 6523 code for a protein of 2028 amino acids. Gene Ontology annotation, molecular function: protein binding. Gene Ontology annotation, biological process: regulation of apoptotic process; negative regulation of hippo signaling. NCBI's taxonomy places the organism in Eukaryota, Metazoa, Chordata, Actinopteri, Pomacentridae. The record is from RefSeq and is a predicted model, not a curated record. The transcript is spliced from 33 exons. Gene Ontology annotation, cellular component: plasma membrane.